Crotalus tigris (Tiger rattlesnake) is the source of this 4709-nucleotide messenger RNA. RefSeq names its product exportin 7 (gene XPO7). Lineage: Eukaryota; Metazoa; Chordata; Lepidosauria; Squamata; Viperidae. Gene Ontology annotation, biological process: protein export from nucleus. Gene Ontology annotation, molecular function: nuclear export signal receptor activity; small GTPase binding. The record is from RefSeq and is a predicted model, not a curated record. The transcript is spliced from 29 exons. The coding region runs from base 395 to 3691 and encodes 1098 amino acids. Gene Ontology annotation, cellular component: nuclear pore; cytoplasm.
GCGACCGGCCUUCUUACGCCGCUACACUGAACCGCGCUAUUCUCCAAACGCACGCGCCGCAGCGCGGCCUCUGGCGCUCGGGGAUCCCUUACGCCGAAUGCGUGGGGAGGCCGCCGGACGCGCGCACGCGCAGGAACCCUGCCUAGGUCGCCUGCGGGAGGGGGAGGCGGCGGUGGCGGCGGCGGCGGCGGCGGCGGAGCAGAACAUGAAUGGAGCAAAAUGGCGGAUCAUGUGCAGGGAAGGUGGUGGAGAAGAUGGUCACACAGCACCCUCAGCGGAUCCUGAAUGAAACAGUUUCAGACCCAGGCAUGGAUCUGAAACAGUAUUUGUCACACUUUUCGAUGACUUCUGGCAGGAACAUCGUUGUCCAGUCUCUUCUUGAAAACCUCCAGUGAUGGAGCAUCCACAAUUUCUGAAGAGUCUAGCCCAGCUAGAGAAUUUGUGCAAGCAACUCUAUGAGACAACGGACACCACUACACGGCUCCAGGCAGAGAAAGCCCUGGUUGAAUUUACCAAUAGCCCAGAUUGCUUGAACAAGUGCCAGCUUCUCCUUGAAAGAGGGAGUUCAUCAUAUUCCCAAUUAUUGGCAGCUACAUGCCUUACAAAACUGGUGUCACGCACAAACAACCCUUUGCCCUUGGAACAACGCAUAGACAUACGGAAUUAUGUGCUCAAUUAUCUUGCUACCAGACCUAAGCUGGCCACAUUUGUUACACAAGCACUAAUUCAGCUCUAUGCCAGGAUCACAAAGCUGGGCUGGUUUGACUGCCAGAAGGAUGAAUAUGUUUUCAGAAAUGUCAUCACUGAUGUCACAAGAUUUUUGCAGGACAGUGUUGAGCACUGCAUCAUAGGAGUGACAAUCUUGUCUCAGCUAACAAAUGAAAUUAAUCAAGUAAGUGCUUCAGCCUUCCUCAGUGAAGCAGACACUACACAUCCUUUGACCAAGCACAGGAAAAUUGCUUCCUCAUUCCGCGACUCAUCUUUGUUUGAUAUUUUCACGCUGUCCUGCAAUUUACUGAAACAGGCUUCAGGAAAAAACCUGAAUUUGAAUGACGAAAGUCAGCAUGGUCUUCUUAUGCAGCUUCUCAAGCUCACAUACAAUUGUUUGAACUUUGACUUCAUUGGUACAUCAACAGACGAGUCAUCUGACGAUCUCUGCACAGUGCAGAUCCCUACCAGCUGGAGAUCAGCCUUUCUAGAUUCCUCAACCCUGCAGUUAUUUUUUGAUCUGUACCAUUCCAUACCUCCCACUUUUUCACCCCUGGUCUUGUCCUGUCUAGUGCAAAUUGCCUCAGUCCGGCGGUCCCUAUUUAAUAAUGCAGAAAGAGCCAAGUUCCUGUCACACCUUGUUGAUGGUGUCAAGCGCAUACUGGAAAAUCCCCAAAGUUUGUCAGACCCAAACAACUAUCAUGAAUUCUGUCGGCUUUUAGCUCGUCUGAAAAGCAAUUAUCAGCUCGGGGAGCUAGUAAAAGUGGAAAACUAUCCUGAGGUCAUCCGACUCAUUGCCAAUUUCACUGUCACCAGCUUGCAGCACUGGGAGUUUGCUCCGAACAGCGUGCACUAUCUCCUCAGCCUGUGGCAGCGUCUGGCAGCAUCUGUUCCCUACGUUAAAGCUACCGAGCCACACAUGCUGGAGACGUACACCCCAGAGGUUACCAAAGCAUACAUCACCUCCAGGCUGGAGUCCGUCCACAUCAUACUGAGAGAUGGCCUAGAAGAUCCACUGGAUGACACAGGUUUGGUGCAGCAGCAGCUCGACCAGCUAUCCACUAUUGGGCGCUGCGAAUAUGAGAAGACCUGUGCCCUCCUAGUGCAGCUGUUUGACCAGUCCGCUCAAUCCUACCAGGAACUGCUGCAAAGCGCGACAGCCAUCCCCGUGGAUGUGGCCGUACAAGAAGGACGCCUCACCUGGCUGGUCUAUAUCAUUGGGGCCGUGAUUGGCGGGCGGGUGUCAUUUGCCAGCACAGACGAGCAAGAUGCCAUGGAUGGAGAACUGGUUUGUCGGGUUCUUCAGCUCAUGAACUUGACCGAUUCACGUCUUGCUCAGGCAGGCAAUGAGAAGCUAGAGCUGGCCAUGCUGAGCUUCUUUGAGCAGUUCCGAAAAAUUUACAUAGGAGACCAGGUGCAGAAAUCCUCUAAGCUGUAUCGCCGGCUCUCAGAAGUCCUGGGGCUGAAUGAUGAGACCAUGGUCCUGAGUGUCUUCAUAGGAAAAAUAAUCACUAACCUGAAGUACUGGGGACGGUGCGAACCAAUCACCUCCAAGACGUUGCAGCUUCUCAAUGACCUCUCCAUUGGCUACAGCAGCGUUAGGAAACUGGUGAAACUGAGCGCUGUGCAAUUCAUGCUGAACAAUCACACGAGUGAGCACUUUUCCUUCUUGGGUAUUAACAAUCAAUCCAACCUGAGUGAUAUGAGAUGUCGGACUACUUUCUAUACGGCACUUGGGCGCCUCCUCAUGGUGGACCUCGGGGAGGAUGAAGAUCAGUAUGAGCAAUUCAUGUUACCCCUCACUGCUGCUUUUGAAACUGUGGCACAAAUGUUCAGCACCAACACCUUCAAUGAGCAGGAGGCAAAGAGGACGUUGGUUGGCCUUGUGAGAGACCUGAGGGGGAUUGCCUUUGCCUUCAACGCCAAGACUAGUUUUAUGAUGCUCUUCGAGUGGAUCUACCCAGCCUACAUGCCAAUCUUGCAGCGGGCAGUUGAGCUCUGGUACCAUGACCCAGCCUGCACCACCCCUGUGCUCAAGCUGAUGGCUGAGCUGGUGCACAAUAGGUCCCAGAGGCUGCAGUUCGAUGUCUCCUCCCCAAAUGGCAUCCUGCUCUUCCGGGAGACAAGUAAAAUGAUAACGACCUAUGGAAACCGUAUCCUCACUUUGGGGGAAGUUCCAAAAGAUCAGGUUUAUGCCUUGAAGCUCAAAGGGGUUUCCAUCUGCUUCUCCAUGCUAAAAGCCGCCCUGAGCGGCAGCUACGUCAACUUUGGUGUCUUCCGCCUCUAUGGGGACGAUGCCCUCGACAACGCCUUGCAAACUUUCAUCAAGCUCCUGCUCUCCAUCCCACACAGCGACCUGCUGGAUUACCCUAAACUCAGCCAGUCCUACUAUUCUUUACUGGAAGUUCUUACUCAAGAUCACAUGAAUUUUAUAGCUAGCCUGGAGCCACAUGUAAUCAUGUAUAUUCUAUCUUCCAUUUCAGAAGGUCUCACAGCACUAGAUACCAUGGUUUGCACUGGAUGCUGCUCCUGCUUAGACCACAUUGUCACUUAUCUCUUCAAGCAGCUGUCCCGCAGUACCAAAAAGAGGUCUGCCCCAUUGACCCAGGAAAGCGAUCGGUUCCUCCACAUCAUGCAGCAGCACCCAGAGAUGAUUCAACAGAUGCUCUCCACAGUGUUGAAUAUCAUCAUAUUUGAAGACUGCAGGAACCAGUGGUCUAUGUCACGGCCUUUGCUUGGCUUGAUCCUACUCAAUGAAAAGUAUUUUUCAGAUUUAAGGAACAGCAUAGUAAACAGCCAGCCCCCUGAGAAACAACAAGCUAUGCAUCUCUGCUUUGAAAAUCUCAUGGAAGGCAUUGAGCGCAACCUGCUGACAAAAAAUCGCGAUAGGUUUACACAGAAUCUUUCUGCGUUUCGUCGAGAAGUAAACGAUUCCAUGAAAAAUUCCAUCUACGGGGUAAACAGCAACGACAUGAUGAGCUGACGUCUCGCCAGGAGCUGCUCUGUGGGCUGGGGAGGUUAACUUUUCCGAUGGAAAGACACGAGGGUGUUUCCGAUCCCUGCUGGUCCUCCUUGGGGCUAGGCUGCAGGAGGGGGGCGUAAAAGGUUCACUCGGAGAGAGGUUUUUUCCCUUGGGGAGGCGCCAUUGGCACCUCCCUGCGUGAAUGUCAGAGGAACCCUGUGUCCUGCCACGGCCUGCCUUGUAUAAACAUGUACAUUUUUUCAUAACAUUUUGAACAAGGUUUAUAUUGACUCAAGUUUAAAAAAAAGUGUGACUGAAAUUUUUACAUAGUGCACCAAUGCUAGAGCGAGGGUGAUAUGCAAGUGAAGUGUCUCCUGGCUACCUGCCACAUCACUGGGCAAGGAGGUGUGAGAGUACAGAAUUAUAUUUAGUAACUAGUGUAGAGGCACAAGUGUAAAAUUCCAAAUGUAUAUUUUUCUUAUCUUUCCCUUCAACUUAGACCAUCCCUCUCCACCUUCCCUCAUUAGGAGCUCAAAGCCAUGUCACAUUCCUGCCAUGUGCACACACAGAGCCCAUAAACACACACACACACACACACAAUUUUGGAAGAUGGGAGGACUUGGCUAUCUGGCAGCAGCUGCGAACUCCUCACAUUGAGCUCUUGAAACUGCAGCUUCUUCCCCACAAGGCCAUCCCCCCACCAAGAAAAUGCACCGUAAAUCCUUCAGACAAAUCUCUUUUCCCACUAAAGCUGAGGGAACAUUUGUUAAAUGUUAAAUUUUGUGAAAACAACAGGGACCGAUUUCCCUUGGCCCUGCCCUGCCCUCUUGCUGCUAGUUUUCUGUCCCAGGAGCCCAGAUCUAAUUGUAACCCUGGUUUCUCCCCCCAAAUAGCACCUCCUUGAUGGGGGGAGAAUUAUUUCCUCUGGCGAUUGUGUGCUGGGUCCUUUUUCUGUGACCAGGUUGCUGAAUGAUUUGUACGGAUGUUUGCUGCAUACAGUGUAAGCAUUGUGGCUGCAAAUAAAGUGGUUUCUACUGAA